Messenger RNA from Ictalurus furcatus (blue catfish), 2020 nucleotides. RefSeq names its product tetraspanin-1. NCBI's taxonomy places the organism in Eukaryota, Metazoa, Chordata, Actinopteri, Siluriformes, Ictaluridae. Gene Ontology annotation, cellular component: membrane. The record is from RefSeq and is a predicted model, not a curated record. Bases 197 to 925 code for a protein of 242 amino acids. The transcript has 7 exons.
GCAGUGAGGUCGGGGGAAGUAUUGCACACUACACGUCUGAGCUUCUUGGUCGUGAGAUGAAACCGCACGCAUUUUUACGAAGAACUGCAGUAGCUCACUUCCUUUCAUAGUCGGACUUGCUGUGUUUUAAACAAUAGACAUUUUUCCAAUUUACAUGUAAGAAAAGUGAAGAAAGAAAAAAAAAAACACUGGUAAGAUGGCUUGCAAAUGGAUCCUGAAGGUACUUAUGGUCGUCUUCAACUGUGCAAUCUUUUUAGCAGGAGCUGCAAUUGUGGUCAUCGGAGUUUUGGUCGAAAUGAAAAGAAAUCAUAUACUUCGAGUGGUGGAACACGUUAAGGACAUUUCCCCCGAGUUAGCACAUCUGUCUAAUGCUGGCUACCUGCUGAUCGCUGUUGGGGCCGUACUCACUUUCAUGGGCUUCCUGGGCUGCUGCGGAGCCUGCUGCGACAAUAAGUGCAUGCUCAUGACUUUUUUCGUCAUCAUCCUCAUUUUGUUUGUCGUGGAGGUGGUUUCAGCGGUAUACAUUCUGCUUUACCAGUCUAAGGUGGGGGAAGUGCUGGGAAAAGUUAGUGAAAAAUUUGCCAAGGAGAUCAAGGAACAGUACGAUACAAACGAAGUCUUCACUAAAACGUGGAAUGAGACGAUGACUCUGCUGAAAUGCUGUGGAUUCAGCAACUACACCGACUUCACUGGCUCUGCAUUUGUAAACCGCACCUCACUGUACCCCGAGUUCUGCUGCUCGCCAGCAUCUGUACAGUGUGUUGAAGGAACUGCAGCUUCACAGCAUGUGCCCGGAUGUUUGGAUGCUGUGGUGAAGCUGGUGAAGAGUAACUCUGCUUUGCUAGGGGCCGUGGCUAUUUGUGUCGCUGCUAUAGAGGUUGCUGCAAUGAUCGUGUCCCUGAUACUGUAUAAUAGCAAUAAUUAAAUCUGGAAACCUGCAGGAGUGGUUUUGUUUUUUUUUUUUUUGGACAUUUUUUAGUAAAAUCUUGUAUAUUUCAUUAAUAAAUUUGUAAACACAAAAUUUAUGCAAAAAAUAAAAAAAAAAAUUUUUUAAAUGGGGCAAAUACAGUUCUAUAGGCCAGUGAAUUUUUUGCAUAAGUUUUGUGUUUACAAAUCUGUUCAGUAAUAUUGGCACCCUUGGUAAAUAUGAGCAAAGAAGCCUGUGAAGUAUUGUCUUUAUUGUUUAACCUUUCGAUCUUUUGUUUUUAAAAAAAAAUCCACACAAAUACUCUGCUCUAGUGGAUAUCAAACAAUUGCAAACAAAACACAGGUUUGUAAAAAAAAUCUUUGUUAAAUAUAGGUCUGCAACAAUUGUUGGCACCCCUAUGAAUUCAUAUUAGAAAAAUAUAUAUAUUUUUUCAAGUAUAUUCUCAUUGAUAUUUGACAUUUUUUUAGUACACCUGGGUGACUAGGACUAGUCAUUCAUAACAAUGGGUAAGACCAAGGAAUAUAGCUGUGAUGUGUGGGAAAUGGUUAUAUAUAUAUAUAUAUACAUAUAUAUAUAUGUGUGUGUGUGUGUGUGUGUGUGUGUGUGUGUGUGUGUGUGUACUGUAUAUUAUGUUUCUUCAUGUGUACCUUUUUGUUUUAAGCAAUUAUGUAUUAUUUUUCUGCUUUUUCAUCCCUUCAGUGUUUGCUUUACAUGCUAAAAUCAUGCAUGGUCAGUCAUUUGAGUGGUGUUCCAUUCAAGUUUAGCACCUAUUAAUCAGGAAGUAUACUGUAAGUCUGAUCGAGCUGAAGUUAGGUAUACUCCAUUGCCAUGCUAAUCUGUAAGUGAACUUCUAAUGGUGGCUGGGUUACUUAAGAACAUGGCCACCAUCAGCCAAUCAGCUUUCAGCAGGAAUUUCCCUGUAUUAACACGAAGCGACCACUAACUGGUUUCAUAGGCAUGAUUUUAUCACACUUUACCUUACUUGUGUCAUUUCACAUCCUGUGCAACAAACAAUGGUGAAAUGUUACAUACAUACAUAUAUAUAUAUAUAUAUAUAUAUAUAUAUAUAUAUAUAUAUAUAUAUAUAUAUAU